This is a messenger RNA of Lachancea lanzarotensis, 1362 nucleotides long. RefSeq names its product LALA0S04e09626g1_1 (gene GPA1). The record is from RefSeq and is a predicted model, not a curated record. NCBI's taxonomy places the organism in Eukaryota, Fungi, Ascomycota, Saccharomycetes, Saccharomycetales, Saccharomycetaceae. The transcript has a single exon. Gene Ontology annotation, biological process: G protein-coupled receptor signaling pathway. The coding region runs from base 1 to 1362 and encodes 453 amino acids. Gene Ontology annotation, molecular function: GTPase activity; GTP binding; G protein-coupled receptor binding. Gene Ontology annotation, cellular component: heterotrimeric G-protein complex.
AUGGGGUGCGGAGUUAGCGUCAUUGAGCCAGACGAUGAAAAGGACUUGUUUCUACAGGGCAGGAAAGCCAGUGAAGCGAUUGAGCGGUCGUUACAGAUACAGAAACAAAGAGAUAACAAGGAGAUCAAGCUACUAUUGCUUGGAGCUGGAGAAUCGGGGAAAUCUACUGUUCUAAAACAGUUGAGACUGCUUCAUCAAGGUGGGUUCACUAACCAGGAAAGAACUCAAUAUACUCAAGUGAUUUGGGCAGAUGCAAUCCAAUCGAUGAAGAUUCUGAUAGUUCAAGCAAGACGUUUGGGCAUACCGUUAGAUUGUGACGACCCACAAGCUAAUAGAUUUCUUUUUGGACAAAAACGGUUAGUUUUGAAAGCCAAGCCAUUAGAUUUGAUCGAUGCUAGUCUGGCAGGUGGGUCUGGUUUCUUGAACGACUACGUCUUGAAAUACUCAGAGACUAGUGAGCAAAAAAGACGGGGUCAAAGUACAGGUCAGGCACAAGGUUUGGAAAAUAGUAGCGAAGAAGGUUUCUAUCAGGGGGGUGUCGGAGGUGAAGAAGGUGUAGCUCUCCAAGAUUUGAGUCUCAAUUUACAAGAGCUAUCACAGGGCCUCAACGAAGGCGAAACGACCAACCACCCGGGUGUAAGGCCAGCCAGCAGCGCUGCACAGGUCGCAAACGCUAUCCAGACUUUGUGGAGACAGGAUCGAGGAAUUCGUCAGUGCUUUGCAAGAUCCAACGAGUUCCAGCUCGAAAGCUCUGCAGAGUACUAUUUCGAGCACAUUCACCAAUUUGCUACCCCAGGCUACGUUUGCUCAGACGAGGACAUCUUGAAAGGCCGAAUCAAGACCACUGGAAUCACAGAAACCAGUUUCAGUAUCGGUGGGUCGAGCUUUAAAGUACUGGAUGCAGGAGGCCAGCGUUCUGAACGUCGUAAAUGGAUCCAUUGUUUUCAAGGUAUCACCGCUGUGCUGUUUGUGCUGGCAGUAAGUGAAUACGACCAGAUGCUGUUUGAAGACGAGCGUGUGAAUCGCAUGCACGAGUCCAUCAUGUUGUUCGAUACAUUACUAAAUUCACGAUGGUUUGCAGAUACGCCCUUCAUUUUAUUUCUUAACAAGACAGACCUGUUCCAACAGAAGUUGACGAGGUCGCCUAUUCGACAGUUCUUCCCUCACUAUCAAGGCCGUGUCAACGACGCCGACGCUGGCUUGAAGUAUUUCGAAAACAUUUUCUUAAGUUUGAACAAGUCACAGCGUCCCAUUUACGUACACCGAACGUGUGCCACGGAUCCACACAGCAUGCGAUUUGUUCUCACAGCGGUAGCGGACUUGAUUAUCCAGCAAAAUCUUAAGAAAAGUGGGAUCCUAUGA